GGAGGGUGCUCGCAGGCUGAUAACACACUCAACCACAGAUGGUUGAGCAAGGCUGCAAGAGAGUGAGGGAGCAAAGCGGGUGCAAAGAGACAGAAGAGAAAGAGGGGAAGGAGAAGAGAGGAAGGGAGAGUGUAAGAAAGAGAGAGAGGCUGAGUGGGAGGCAUCCGUCUCUCUGCUAGUAUUGCCAAAGCAACAGGGAGAAGAGGAGAGAGGAGGCAGCGCCGGGGUCUGUGAGCGUCUUGUUGCUGCGGCCAAGAGAUCUCCUGCUGCUGUUUACUUUGGACUCCAGGAACGGAUGGAUGCUCACACACAUACAUGCCGGACUUGAACUGAAACCGAGCUUUGUUUCUUCGCAGAGACACAGACAGAGACACAGACACAGGAAAGCAGGAUGUGGUAUUGCAUGCAUGCCUUUAUGAGUGUAGGUUUGCGGGUGUGACAGGGACUCUCAGGUGAGCAGGGUUAACUUGAAACCAACCUGUAAACUGACUCCAUGACACCAGCGUGUGCCUGUGUGUGUGUGUGUGUCUAUGGGACUGUUGCAUACUGUGUAUGAGUAUUGUAUGUAGCUAAUGACCAGGUGCAUAUACUAUAUGGUGUGUUUGUGACACCGGCGUCAGAGCACACACACGCACGUCAGGAGGAAGUGACACGUCUGAGCUCGAUCUCAGAUUUCCUGGUCCCCUCUCUGGUGGCACGCCAAGCGCCGAAUCUGAGCCGAGUUCACCUGUCUCGCCCUCACAGGCGGGACAUAAACGUCUUCUGGAUGCAUCAGCAGAGUGAUGAGUAAAGGACAGUUAGAAGCGUGGGGACUCUGAUCGUGGCUGGGUGUCACAUCUGCAUUUUUUUCGAGAUAAACCAGCACUUCCUCAAGCUGUCAACGUGCUGCUCUGGUGCUGUGCCGGGGGCCAACUCUGGACCUCUCCAUGACUGUCAAUACGGUGCUGACCCCUUCCAUGACCAGCAGUAACAGCAUGAGCAGCGGGUACUGCAGCCUGGAUGAGGAAGACUUCACUUUCUUCACAGCCAAGACCUCGUUCUUCCGCAAGCCCAAGCAUGCAGCUAAGCAGAAAGAAACAAAGGAGGAAGAGGAGAAAGGAACAAAGGACCUGUCGGAAGAAGAGGUGCGGACAAGGAUAGAAGAGUACAACAUUCAAGUCUCUGAAAAUGGCAUGAAACUGGCUUCAGAUGGAUCCUACACAGGUUUCAUUAAGGUCCACCUGAGGCUCAGUCGACCAGUCACAGUCCCCGCUGUGGAGGCGGCAGGCUCAGAAGGAGCGUCCAAGCAGGCAGGAGGCCACACUGAAGGGACGGACUGUGCGCAGAGCGAAAAGAGAACAUCCUUCUACCUACCAUGUGACUGUGUGAAGCAGAUCCACAUCAGCUCUCUGACCACCACCAGAGAGGUCAUCCAGGGCUUGCUGAAGAAGUUCAUGGUGUUGGACAAUCCCCGCAAAUUUGCAUUGUACAGGCAGACGCACCGCGACGGACAGGAUCUGUUCCAGAAGCUUCCUCUAUGUGAGCGUCCACUUCUCCUGAGGUUGAUAGCAGGGCCUGACCCAGAGCAGCUCAGCUUUGUCCUCAAGGAAAAUGAGACUGGAGAGGUGGAGUGGCAUGCAUUCUCUGUCCCUGAGCUACAAAACUUCCUGGUAAUCCUGGAGAAAGAGGAGGCGGAGCGUGUGCGGGCAGUGGAACAAAAAUACACCAUGUACCGAAAGAAACUACAACAGGCCCUCCAACAACAUGACCCCUGACCCGUUCACCUGUUACCUUAUAACCUCAACCCAGGGAGAGACUGACCCUUUGAACGUUGACCCCAUCCCCCUCAACACCCGUGAUCUAUUCAGAGACUGGAGCCGGAGCUGAACUUGUCUCCACCCUCCACACAUACACCCAAACAUACAGUACAUUUACACACAGAUGCAUACCCUUUCUCAGGACGCAUACAAGCCCCCCUACCAUCCACACAUCCACUCCCCGAGGAGAGAAUCAGGGGUUGAAAGCGACGUGAAAGGCUACAGGGUGUGUGGUCUGCUAGCUGAUUUGAAAAGCAGCGCUUUCAUUGCCAAGGACACACACAGAAAGAUCACAGCGACGCAAGAUCUGAAAGUCCGACUUGAGAUCUCGUUUGGGACUGAUAUGAAUCAUUAGUGUUUUUAAAAAAUUCCCUUCCUCUGCUACUGCUGCUGCUGCUGCUACUGCAAGUGUUACUUAUGCAUGAGUCUCUCUCAGCUCAUCCUCCUGCACACGUAGAGUUAGAAGUAAAACAGAAGGCAUGAUUACUCUUUGGUGGAAGGACAAUCAUACUGAGUGUUCUUUUUUUCUUGGAAUAUAUGUAUAGGGUUAUCAACAGAUGUGUUAUUUUUGUGCCCGAAUAUAAACAUGUGGAUUUGUGAGGGAGGUGUUUGGGGUCAAGGCUUGAGGCAAAAGGCUGUGGAUGCUGGAACAAGACAUGGAAAGAUAAGAAAGUGAGAUCCAUUCUCUGAUUUUUCUCAGGGAGCAUGCGUCGAGCAAAGAGAAAACCUAAAGGAGGAAAGAAACCGAAAUCCACCCUUCAACACCCCGUUUUAGCCCACUUUGUCCAAAAUCUCAGCUUUUUUUAUUUGUUUCUAUUAUUUCAAUUUCCUAGUUUAACAACAUGUUAGAAGACGCUUUCAGGUGCUUCGCUGACAGAAAGGUCUUCAAUCUGACCCAGUUACCACACAAAUCUAACCUCUUUUAUGACAUUAAAGGGUAGCUUUGGUAUUUUUCAGUCUGGACCCUAUUUUCCCAUGUUUUUUAUGUCUAAUGGAGACAAGUUUCGAAAUUGGUCCAGUAUUAAAUGAGAGCACUGCAGCCCACAGCUGUGAAACAGGCUGCAAUGUAACUACAAAGGGCAGUUGUGCGCCAUCAGUUAACGUCCACUAAAAGUGCUUGUUUCUUUCACUGUCAGGCUCAGAUUAUUAUAAGUGUUUGAAAACAUUAUGAAAAGGAUCCUUACAAAGAUAGACCUUUUUGUUAAAAAGUAAGAAUCUUUUUGUUUUACUAGAAACAGACCCGAAAUUGCUGUCAGCAAACUCACCAAACUCCAUUUAAAUAAACAGUGAAUAGUGAAUAGAGGCAGCAUAUUUUCACACCUAACUGGGUGAACUGAGGGUUCAUUUCAACCAAAUUAGAGUUGUGGAUUGCUGGAACAGUGAAAGAAGGAACCAAGGCAGCUUUUGUGAGUGUUAUUUUGUGUCUGUCGACUUUGAAUGAAGAGUGUUUUAUAAUGAUAAAAUCACUGUUUAUUUAAAUGGAGUCUGGUGGGUUCGACCAUGGCGAUUUUGGGGCUGUUUCUGG
Messenger RNA from Epinephelus lanceolatus (giant grouper), 3321 nucleotides. RefSeq names its product Ras association domain family member 5 (gene rassf5). NCBI's taxonomy places the organism in Eukaryota, Metazoa, Chordata, Actinopteri, Perciformes, Serranidae. Gene Ontology annotation, biological process: signal transduction. Gene Ontology annotation, cellular component: nucleus. The record is from RefSeq and is a predicted model, not a curated record.